AUGGUUGUCAUUCCUCCAGAGCUCACGUCAAUGACGGUAGUUUCACAGAGGUAUACAAUGUCGGUACUGGUGACAGGUGGUGCUGGUUACAUUGGGAGCCACACUGUGGUGGAACUUAUUAAUGCAGGCUACGAUGUGGUGAUUAUUGACAACAUGGUCAACUCUUGCAAGGAAAGUAUCAAGCGAAUGGAAGAAAUAACUGGGAAAACCAUUCCAUGCUUUGAAAUUGAUCUUUUAAACAAAGAAGCAUUAAAUGCCAUAUUCCAAAAGCACAACUUUUCAAUUGUUGUACACUUGGCUGGACUAAAAGCAGUUGGUGAAUCUUGUGACCUUCCAUUGCUUUACUACAAGAACAAUGUUGGUAGCACCUUAAAUCUUCUUGAGGUAAUGAAAGAAAAUGGUGUCUACAACAUUGUCUUCUCAAGUUCAGCUACAGUUUAUGGUAUUCCUCAAGAAUUACCCAUUAAUGAGAGCCACCCACAGGGCAGUUGUACAAAUCCUUAUGGACAAACUAAAUACUUCAUUGAAGUUAUACUUCAUGAUCUUUCCAAAACCGACAAGAAAUGGAAUAUGAUCUUGCUUCGAUAUUUCAACCCUGUUGGUGCCCACAAAUCUGGAAAAAUUGGCGAGGAUCCAAAUGGAAUCCCUAACAACCUGAUGCCAUUUGUGGCUCAAGUAGCAAUUGGGAGACGCAGUGAAUUAAAAGUAUUUGGAAAUGAUUAUGAUACUCCAGAUGGCACAGGUGUCAGAGAUUACAUCCAUGUUGUUGAUUUAGCUUUGGGCCAUGUAGCUGCAGUGAAUAAAGUGGAAGAAAAUUGUGGAUAUAAAGUGUAUAAUUUGGGUACUGGGUGUGGCUAUUCUGUGCUUGAUAUGAUCAAAGCUUUUGAAAAGGCUAGUGGCAAAUCUAUUCCUUAUAAAGUGGUAGAUCGCCGUGCAGGAGACAUAGCUUCUUGUUAUUCAGAUGCCUCUUUGGCUGCGAAAGAGAUGGGCUGGAAAGCAAAAUAUGGGCUGGAUGAGAUGUGUCAAGAUUUAUGGAAUUGGCAGUCAAAAAACCCAUAUGGUUACAAAAAGAAGGAAAAUGAAGAUUGA
Acanthosepion pharaonis is the source of this 1089-nucleotide messenger RNA. NCBI's taxonomy places the organism in Eukaryota, Metazoa, Mollusca, Cephalopoda, Sepiida, Sepiidae. The record is from the annotation of a GenBank genome assembly.